AUGACUGCAACAUCCAGCAUCCAUCUCAUCAACCUAUGUAGGGCCAUCUCGGAGCGCGCAGCAUCUUGUUUAGCCGCCGCAGACGACCUAGCCGAACGAGAUGGACAGCACGUCCUAGAGUUCAAGACUAUAUCAUCAGGUCUUGAGGAGCUUAAACGUAGACUUGCCGAACUGGAAGAGCUCCUCCUUGCAAAACCCGACAGCCGGAAACUCCGCGACACGCGCGAGACUCUCACUCCGCUCUUUACGAUUUAUGAAACGGUACUCGAAGUUCUUCGUAUGCAGUUGGACAGUUGGCAGCCAGAGAAUUUAGCAGGAUUGGAUAGUGAAUUCUUGAAGGCACAUGAAGGCUGUCUUGUCGUUUACAAUUACAUGCUCGAAGUUUGCACUCCCCUUGUCAGGAAGGAUGAUUCCUUCGGGCCCUCAGGCUCAAGCUUUUUCACCCAUCAAGCGCAAGAAGCAGUCAACUCGGCUAUGAACAAGAGACUUUUCAAAGCAGGUAAAGACACUACCCAAAAGGAUACGAUGUCCAGCAGCGAGAAAAUACCUGUAGCGGAGAAAGAAGUAGCACCACCUUCGUAUCCAGAGCCCGUAUCAACGACGACAUCGCCGCCGAUAGCAUCACCAUCAACGUCUUCACCACUCGUCCAAAGCCCGGUAAACAACUGUCGCCGCCCCAAAGGCUCCUCAUUCUUCAGAGCCCUUACAUCAGGCUUCCGCAAACAUGAUCCAUUAGUCUCAACGCUCUGUCAAGCCGCUGCUCGUGGAGACGAGCAACAAGUCUCCGGCCUGAUCUCCCAAGCCGCAAACGUCAACGGUCGAAACGAAGACGGGGAUACACCACUAAAAUGCGCCGUAAAAUACGAUCAAGUUGGAACCGCUUGGCUUCUUUUACAAGCGGGAGCUCAAAGCAACAAGCUACCGCCCUUAUUCAAAGCUGCUUCUGUUGGAAGUCUCAAGGUCGCCAGGAUGCUCAUCGAUUCUGGGGAGAGUGUACACGGUAAAUCAAAGACCGGGAAGCCUUACUUUGUUGAUGUUGUUGACAAAGGGAACCUGGAUGGAAUCAAGUUCCUCCUUGAGAAUGGCGCUCCAGUUAAUGCAAAGAACGAGAGACGAGAGGAAGUAAUUGUCCAGGUCGUCAAAGCAGACAACAUCGAGCUCACCCGUCUUCUUCUUGCCCACGGCGCCAACGCUAGUGCAAAGGAUGCAAUUGGCGAGGAGAUCAUUGUACACGCUGUCAAAAAGAACAAUAUCGAACUAGCCAAUAUCCUCCUCGAUCACGGCGCCGACCCCAAUGCCGCAAAUGCGGUUAAACAAACCAUUCUCUAUGCAGCUGUUCAGAGUGGUAAUGCCGACAUGGUUGGACUGCUCCUUGACAGGGGCGCAAGCGCGAAGUUGUUGAAUAUUCUUGGAACGAGCAUCCUGGAGGCUUCUAUUGGAAUGAAGAGAUUCCAGAUCGUGAAGAAGCUCAUCGAGGGUGGCGCCGAUGUUGAUGGCACAGAUGCGCAUCAGCAACCGAUUCUCAUCAAGGUUAUCAGGAACCCAUACUUGAGUAACGACGAGAAAGUCGAGGUUAUGAAGAUGCUGAUGGCGAAUGGUGCGAGUCCCGAAACGGUUGAUAUCAUCUUUGGUCUGCCAGCUAUCUGUCACGCCGUCGAAAUGCCCAGUACCCCGGUGGUGCAGGCCCUCCUAAGCCGAGCCGUCAACACAAAUGUUCGCAUGCUCUCGGGCCAAACGCUCCUCACAUACUCCAUCGACGUCAACCGACAGAACACUGUUGAAGCCCUGCUGGCACAAGGUGUUGAUGUAAAUGAGGUCGAUGGACUCAACAGAACGCCUUUGAAGCUGGCUCUGACGAGACUUGACUAUAACUUGACAGCGAAGUUGAUGGAUUAUGGUGCUGAUCCUACAGCGAAAGAUAAUCAGGAAGCUAUCAAGUUCGUAAAGGCUGUUGGGAGAAAGGAUUUACAGGAACUCCUUCGACCAAGAGAAGUUGAGGCAGGUCCUUCAACUCCGGCUAUUCGGCAUGAGGUCGAGUUGCCUACAUCUGAGGCUCCACCGCCUUCGUAUGAGCUUGUGGCUGGAAAGGUCUAA
Molecule: messenger RNA, 2094 nt
Organism: Fusarium fujikuroi IMI 58289
Lineage: Eukaryota; Fungi; Ascomycota; Sordariomycetes; Hypocreales; Nectriaceae
Product: related to ankyrin
Exons: 2
Coding region: 1-2094 (697 amino acids)
Molecular function (GO): protein binding
Source: RefSeq, a predicted model, not a curated record